AUGUUCUCAAAACUGAGCCCGAGUUUUGCCCGCAAAGGACACCAACAACUCACAUGCAGUGAUGCGGACGAGAAAGAUCGAGUCAUUGCUGGAGUACAAUACAGCGUACGGUACAUUGGAUCCGCAGAAGUUGCGGGAGCAAGCGGGACUGGCAGUGGAAAGACAGAAAAACCCGUAGCCACAGUCUUUGAAGAGCAGAGGAAAAAUGGCAACGGUAAGACGCAGAAGAAAAUGAUCCUAAACUUGUGUUCGAAAAGGUUGAGCGUCUGCGAGGAAGCGAGCGGAAAACUGAUCGCAAAUUUCCCGAUCUCUAAGGUAACCUUCUGUAACAUCGACAACUUUCACGAGAAAGCUUUUGUGUUCAUUGCACGAGACAGAGCAGAAAGUCCAUUUAAGGCAUUUGUCUUCACGUGCGAAAGCAAAGCCAAGGCACGAGAACUUUUCAAGGCCCUUUCUCUGGCUUUCAUGAUCAAUUACGAAAGUUAUCAAGCGUCACUGGCACGAGGUUUGCCAAGCAACACAAUGCUUGUACGCAACGAUGAGGGCAAAAGCACGUUCUUGGAUGGAAUAGGCGGUGAGUGUUUGGACGGAGCGCAACCCGCGAAAGCGAAAGCGGAACAUUUGAAUGGCGCAUUAACUUCGCGGACAGAAUCUCCCCUGCUCAAUGUAAAUGGAUUUCGAUCGGUCCAAGAGACAAUUCCGAAGACAAUGGCACCCAAACAGAAUAAGAACCUUCUACGUGUUGCAGAUUGCCGCUUGCGGAGCACGUCGGAUCCCCCGCACGGUUUUAAAGCGAAUGCGUCAAUCGUAUCUGACUCAGAAACUCGUCCGUCUUCGCUGCAUCCCUCGAAGAUGAAAAAGGGUGAUGAAAUGGAAGAAGAGUUUACAGAAUUUGCUGAACUGAGGUCGAAGUGUCGCUCAAACUCUGCGCUCGUAGCCCCGUCAAGCAGACAUCCCGGAAAUAUGUUUCAUGGCUUCCAAAGUUGUGACAGUGCUCCGAAUGUGUGGGGCAGUUUCCAAAACUACUCUCGCCCGACGAUUUAUUGA
Messenger RNA from Pocillopora meandrina, 1047 nucleotides. The record is from the annotation of a GenBank genome assembly. Lineage: Eukaryota; Metazoa; Cnidaria; Anthozoa; Scleractinia; Pocilloporidae.